AUGCCAUCCAAACAUCACCUCAGGAAGCCCAUCCACGCGCAGUACAUCAGGCGGCACUCCUCUCAGCCCGAGACCCAGCCUGUGGCCGCUGCCCUUCAAAGACCCAGCCUGUGUCCGCUGUCCUGCAGUUCCUUCAAUGACCCAGCCUGUGGCCGCUGUCCUGCAGAGACCCAGCCUGUGACCGCUGUCCUGCAGAGACCCAGCCUGUGGCCGCUGCCCUGCAGAGACCCAGCCUGUGACCGCUGUCCUGCUGAGAUCCAGCCUGUGACCGCUGUUCUGCAGAGACCCAGCCUGUGGCCGCUGCCCUUCAAAGACCCAGCCUGUGUCCGCUGUCCUGCAGAGACCCAGCCUGUGACCGCUGUCCUGCAGAGACCCAGCCUGUGGCCGCUGUCCUGCAGAGACCCAGCCUGUGACCGCUGUUCUGCAGAGACCCAGCCUGUGGCCGCUGCCCUUCAAAGACCCAGCCUGUGUCCGCUGUCCUGCAGAGGCCCAGCCUGUGACCGCUGUCCUGCUGAGAUCCAGCCUGUGACCGCUGUCCUGCAGAGACCCAGCCUGUGA
This is a messenger RNA of Hyalella azteca, 558 nucleotides long. RefSeq lists its product as uncharacterized. The record is from RefSeq and is a predicted model, not a curated record. The transcript has 2 exons. Lineage: Eukaryota; Metazoa; Arthropoda; Malacostraca; Amphipoda; Hyalellidae. The coding region runs from base 1 to 558 and encodes 185 amino acids.